This is a messenger RNA of Solea solea (common sole), 3158 nucleotides long. RefSeq names its product FKBP prolyl isomerase 5 (gene fkbp5). The record is from RefSeq and is a predicted model, not a curated record. Gene Ontology annotation, molecular function: peptidyl-prolyl cis-trans isomerase activity; protein binding. Lineage: Eukaryota; Metazoa; Chordata; Actinopteri; Pleuronectiformes; Soleidae. The transcript has 11 exons. Bases 794 to 2284 code for a protein of 496 amino acids.
ACAGCGCCGGCUUCCCCCCCCCCGAACGUUUAGGUUGGAAUAAAAGGCUCGCUCACGCUAAGAUUGUGACUUAAAAACAGGAAUUCAAUUAUUGUUAUUAAUUGCAAUAAUAAUAAUUAUGAUUAAGAAAUAACAACGCGAAUAAAACUGACCCAAGUUUGCUAGAAUUGCUCCUUUACUUUAAGGUGUCCAGUUGAAGUUGAGUGGACGUGGGGGCAUUUAAGGUGAACUGAGCUGUGGAAAGAAGGGGCUGAUAACACUUCACCGUGUGUGUGUGUGUGUGUGUGUGGCACUUGGCUGUGUUUCCAUGAUGAGGACAAACGGUUUACAUCCACAAUCCCUCGAGGCUGAGGUGUAUCUCUCCCUACGUUACUGGCAUGUAUCAAGUCACUUUCUCACAGUUUGCAACAUUAAUUCUAAGUCACUCUGCACUGACUCGCAUGUUGGACGCAGUUUGUGUGUGUUUACAUGUUGGAUCAUGACGGCGGCUUCUACACAACUUUGAAUACACGUGUGUGUGUGUGUGUGUGUGUGUGCUGUGUCAUACAGUAACAUGGAGCUGACAUAUGGACACAGGUUUGGCAAAGUAACUGAGAUGAAACAGGAGAGGGGGGAUUUUUAACUUGUCGUCCAAACACAUUAAACUUAAAGCUGCCAGCUUGUGUUAAAAAAAAGUUGUUUUUGAAGCUUUGUCUGCAUCCUUCAUCCUUUCAUGUCCCGUUUGCCAAGGCUGAGCCUCAGGAUGGUUUGUCCCUAUAUGCUGACAUGUUCACAUGUGAGUCAGUAGCAGACAAUGGAUGUGAGACAGAAUGUGCAGACACACAGCGACAACAGUUUGUCUGUGGAUGUGCUCUCUGAUUCAUCGUGUUCUUCUGAUCCUGCAUUGCUCCACAGGGGUCGAUACCCAGGCGCAGACAUGACCACUGAUCAGGAUUUUCCCAUGGAUCCUCAGUCAGCCGCAGCCGUGUUUGCUGCAAAGGGCAGCGAUGUGACGCCCAACAAGGACCAAGGAGUCUUCAAGGUGAUCAAGCGACCAGCGUUGGACGGAGAGCGGCCGAUGAUCGGGGACAGAGUGACCGUUCACUACACUGGAAAACUGCUCACGGGGAAGACGUUCGAUUGCAGCCGAAGUCGUAAAGAACCUGUUUCCUUCAACGUGGGAAAGGGACAAGUCCUCAAAGCCUGGGAUGUUGGUGUUUUGUCCAUGCAGAAAGGCGAAGUGUGCACCUUCCUGUGUAAACCAGAGUACGCUUACGGAGCUGUUGGAAGUCCCAACAAAAUUCCUCCCAACUCCUCAGUAUUGUUUGAGAUCGAGUUGAUCAAGUUCGAAGGAGAGAUGCUCACAGAUGAUCGCGGCAUCAUGCGGAGAAUAAAGGUCAAAGGCGAAGGCUUCUUGAAUCCCAACGACGGCGCAAGCGUCAGCGUGCACCUGGAGGGGAGCUGUGGUGGGCGACUCUUUGACUGCAGAGACGUGAGCUUUGUUGUCGGCGAGGGUGAGGAUAAAUGCAUUCCUCUGGGAGUGGACCGAGCCAUGGACAAGAUGCAGAAAGGAGAGUGCUGUGUUCUUUACUUAAAACCAAAGUAUGGCUUUGGAAGUGAAGGUAAACCCGAGUACAAAAUUGGACCAGACAAAGACAUUGUAUAUGAAGUUGAGCUCAAAGACUUUAAAAGGGCGAGGGAAUCCUGGGAAAUGACUUUGAAUGAAAAACUGGAUUUGGCUGCUGGAGUGAAACAUAAAGGGAAUCAGUAUGUUAAGGCAGGACACUACUGUCAGGCCAUCGUCCAGUACCAGCGCAUUGUUAACUGGCUGGAGUUGGAGUGUGGUACGGGGACUGAGCAGAAGGAGAAGAUACAGAACGUUAUUUUGACAGCCUACCUCAAUUUAGCCUUGUGUUUCCUGCGGAUCAAGGAGUUCUCACAAGUCGUGGAGAGCUGCAACAAGGUGAUCGAGCUCGAGAAGAGCAACGAGAAAGCGCUGUAUCGCCGCGGCGAGGCGCGACUCCUCCGCAACGAGUUCAGCAUGGCUUUGACGGACUUUCAGCAAGUGCUUCAGGUCAACCCCUCCAAUCGAGCAGCGCGCAAGCAAAUUUCCGUCUGCCAGAGCAAGAUUAAGGAAUACCAUGAACAGGACAAGAAAAUCUAUGCCAACAUGUUCCAAAAAUUUGCCGAACGAGACGCCAAGGUCGGGAGGUCGAAGAGGAGGCGAGAGGACAGCGGUCGGAGCAGCAUGAACGGUGAAGUGACCGCGAAACGACGGCGACCCAGUCAGGACUGUAAUCUGUGACACUGACACUGCAAAGGGGCGAAACAAUGGAACCCUCCUUCUUCUUGCUUUCCAAGCCCAGGGAGCAGAGGCAGGAACAACGUAGUGAAAAAGCCUCUAAUCCAAAACUUGUGUCCCAAAAUCCAGCGUGUCACCAUUCCUGCGUAUAAAACAAGAGUCUGAGCAGGCACAUUUGCAACCAAACUGCAUUUCCCCCGUCACGUGGACUGAGCUAUUUGGGGAUGUACAUCGAAUCAGAAAAAGAAUACGAUUGUUCAAAACAAUACAGAGGAAUUCCACUUUCUUUGUUAUCGGUCUACUGUGCCCUCCACAGUGUGUUUAUGAUCCCAAAACUGCACUUUCAGAUUUGGUAUUAAGAAGCCUUUGCUUGGGCAGCUGCAUGCAUGUGUCACAGGAGGUUUGAGAUUCAGGCUUGAAGGUUUUUUUUUUUUUUAUGUGCAAUAAAAGGUGAUAACAAGUCCCGUUAGCUAAUUGGUCUUUUAAAGAAUUGAAUUAUCAUCAAUUUGUUAUGUACAAAAAUACAAUAGGACGUUGCUCAAGCCUGAAUUCGAAAAAAAGUACUGAAAUACUAACGUUGAAUAAUACAAUUCUCCACUUGCAAAAUCGUCAUAAUGUCAGCAUUUUUAAUUUACAAACAGCACAAACUCCACAUGCAAAUUUAUUCUACUUUUUUGGCAAAUAUUUAAAAGGCAAAUCAGUGCAAUGCUUAUAACCAAACCUAAACAAUAGAAAUGAUGUACCAAGACAAAGAUUUUGCUUUUGGUUUUGACAAAGACGAGGCACCUUUUCAAGACCCCGGUUAGUGUGCAUGUACUCCAAAUAAAUUAUUGAGGAUUUGAUUAGUGCAUGAUUAGCCUUUUUUUUUUUUUUUUUU